This is a messenger RNA of Mangifera indica (mango), 1064 nucleotides long. RefSeq names its product probable 3-hydroxyisobutyrate dehydrogenase-like 3, mitochondrial. The coding region runs from base 67 to 993 and encodes 308 amino acids. Lineage: Eukaryota; Viridiplantae; Streptophyta; Magnoliopsida; Sapindales; Anacardiaceae. The record is from RefSeq and is a predicted model, not a curated record. Gene Ontology annotation, molecular function: oxidoreductase activity; NAD binding; NADP binding. The transcript has a single exon.
CAAAUUAAUUUCCAUUAAGCAGUAGUUAAAGUUAAUUCAUCAUCACUCACUGUAGAACCAGAUUCAAUGGCAACUCCUUUCCCCUCACCCAUCUCUCCUUCACGAACCCGCAUAGGCUGGAUCGGCAUAGGUCUCAUGGGCUCAGCCAUGGCUUCACGCCUCCUUUCCUUUGGCUACUCCCUCUCCAUUUACGCUCGCAACCCUUCAAAAGCCAUUCAACUCCAAUCCAAAGGUGCCCAUCUCGUUGACUCUCCACAAGACCUCGCUAAAGUCAGCGACAUCGUUUUCACCAUAAUCGGCGGCCCACCUGAUGUCCGCUCCAUCAUUCUCGGCCCACAAGGUGUCCUCUCAGGCUUAAAUCCGGGCAGCGUCAUCGUUGACAUGACAAGCAGCCAUCCUGGGCUCGCCCGCGAGAUCUUUAAAUCAGCCCGUGAAAAAGAUUGUUGGAGCGUCGAUGCGCCCGUCUCAGGCGCUGAUGUGGGCGCGAGAGAAGGCAGAUUAGCUAUACUAGCUGGCGGCGACAGUGGAGUUAUCGAAUGGCUUUCGCCAUUAUUCCAAAUAAUGGGGAGACACACGUACGUGGGCGAAGCCGGCUGCGGCCAAAGCUGCAAGAUAGGGAACCAAAUAGUGGGAAGCGCGAAUCUUGUUGGAUUGAUUGAGGCAUUAACGUUUGCAGAGCGGGCAGGGUUGGAUCUGAAGAAAGUUUUGGAGGGAAUGAGGGGAGGGGCGGCAGGGAAUAUGAUAAUGGAGUUAUUUGGGGAGAAACUGAUAGAGAGAGACUUCAGGCCAGGGGGAUUCGCGGAGUAUUUGGUGAAGGAUUUGGGAAUGUGGUCGAAUUGUACGGAGGAGAGUGAAGCAGAGAGUGUGGCGGCGUUGCCUGGAGCUUCAUUGUGCAAGCAGUUCUUUUGUGGGAUGAUUGCCAACGGUGAUCGGAAGCUUGGACUUCAGGGAGUGAUCACUGUCAUAGAGAGAAUAAAUGGCAUUCAAAAGUAACGUGCCGAAAAUUGUGUAUUUGUGAUUUAUCUUGAUUUUAAAGCUUUUGAAUUAUUGGCCUAGUUAGUAAA